CGGUGGGGCGCAGGUUGUUCUUUGAUCCUGGAAAAGACAGGAACGUGGGCGGCGGGGUCCGGGCCAGCGACCAACUCAACUCGCUUUCUCUCCCUCCUUCGCUCUCCCCACCCUGGGUCGGGUGCGGUGGCGUGUCCGGCGGGGGGCUGCGGGACGCGGGGCCGGGCUGGAGCGCCAUGAGCAGCCCGGAUGCCGGCUACGCCAGUGACGACCAGAGUCAGGCCCGGAGCGCGCUGCCGGCGGUGAUGGCCGGCCUGGGCCCCUGCCCCUGGGCCGAGUCGCUGAGCCCCCUUGGAGACGUGAAGGUGAAGGGCGAGGCGGUGGCGGGCAGCGGCGCGUCGGCCGGGGCCUCGGGCCGAGCCAAGGGCGAGUCUCGCAUCCGGCGACCCAUGAACGCCUUCAUGGUGUGGGCCAAGGACGAGCGCAAGCGGCUGGCGCAACAGAACCCGGACCUGCACAAUGCCGAGCUGAGCAAGAUGCUGGGCAAGUCGUGGAAGGCGCUGACGCUGGCGGAGAAGCGGCCCUUCGUGGAGGAGGCCGAGCGGCUGCGCGUGCAACACAUGCAGGACCACCCCAACUACAAAUACCGGCCGCGGCGCCGCAAGCAGGUGAAGCGCCUCAAGAGGGUGGAGGGAGGCUUCCUGCACGGCCUCGCCGAGCCGCCGGCCGCCGCGCUGGGCCCCGAGGGCGGCCGCGCGGGUCUGGACGGCCUGGGCCUCCCCUUCCCGGAGCAGGCCUUCCCGCCGGGCCCGCCGCUGCUGGCCGCGCACCUAGGCGGCCACUAUCGCGACUGUCAGGGCUUGGGCGCGCCCUCGCUCGACGGCUACCCGCUGCCCACUCCCGACCCAUCCCCGCUGGACGGCGUGGACCCCGACCCGGCCUUCUUCGCCGCCCCGCUCCCCGCGGACUGCCCGGCGCCGGGCGCAUACCCCUACCCGCAGGCCUCGGACUACGCGGGGCCGCCCGAGCCGCCCGGGGGUCCCAUGCACCCCCGGCUUGGCCCUGAGCCCGCGGGGCCCUCUCUGCCCGGCCUCCUGGCGCCCCCCAACGCAAUGCACAUGUACUACGGCGCGGUGGGCUCGCCCGCGGCCGGCGGCGUGCGCGGUUUCCAGAUGCACCAGCAGCAGCACCAUCCGCCAGGCCCGGGGCAGCCGUCGCCCCCACCCGACGGGCUGCCCUGCCGGGACGCCGCGGACCCUAGCCAGCCCGCGGAGCUCCUCGGGGAAGUGGACCGCACGGAAUUUGAACAGUAUCUGCACUUCGUGUGCAAGCCCGAGAUGGGUCUCCCUUACCAGGGACACGACUCCAGCGUUAAUCUCCCCGACGGCCACGGGGCCAUUUCCUCUGUAGUGUCAGACGCCAGCUCCGCGGUAUAUUACUGCAACUACCCCGACGUUUGACAGGUCAGGAGCCGCCCCGCCUGGAGGCCAGAAACCCCAACAGUGUUACACACUUCCUGGAGGAGCUAAGGAAAUUCUCAGCCUCAUGUUGUUUUGUUUUGUUAAGUUGCCUUGGCAUAUAAUUUAUGGUAAUUUAUUUUGUCUGCCCCUUGAACAGUUGGGGGAGGGGGAAAUGUGAGGUUGCCUUUGAAGACUCUUUCAGACCUUUGCCACAGUUGCGUUGCCAAAGCCUCGUUUCCAACGUCAAGUUUACCAGUUUUGAGUGUGUCCUUAGAAUAACUUGCUCCAUUUCCUGAAAAUUUGUCGAUCAAAGAAAUUUUGUUGUGGUUGUUUUUUUAAUCUUUGAAAAAAUAAAAUCUAGAUUCAUGCCUUU
Choloepus didactylus (southern two-toed sloth) is the source of this 1773-nucleotide messenger RNA. It is a transcript of the gene SOX17, whose product is annotated as SRY-box transcription factor 17. The transcript is spliced from 2 exons. The record is from RefSeq and is a predicted model, not a curated record. Lineage: Eukaryota; Metazoa; Chordata; Mammalia; Pilosa; Megalonychidae. Gene Ontology annotation, biological process: heart development; vasculogenesis; anatomical structure morphogenesis. Gene Ontology annotation, molecular function: RNA polymerase II cis-regulatory region sequence-specific DNA binding; DNA-binding transcription activator activity, RNA polymerase II-specific. The coding region runs from base 177 to 1400 and encodes 407 amino acids.